This is a messenger RNA of Microplitis demolitor, 1452 nucleotides long. Its product is annotated as homeotic protein deformed. Lineage: Eukaryota; Metazoa; Arthropoda; Insecta; Hymenoptera; Braconidae. Gene Ontology annotation, cellular component: nucleus. The record is from RefSeq and is a predicted model, not a curated record. The transcript has 3 exons. Bases 190 to 1158 code for a protein of 322 amino acids. Gene Ontology annotation, molecular function: RNA polymerase II cis-regulatory region sequence-specific DNA binding; DNA-binding transcription factor activity, RNA polymerase II-specific. Gene Ontology annotation, biological process: regulation of transcription by RNA polymerase II.
AUAGGUCAAACAGGUAGCUGCGUACCUUUCUACAAAUUGGCGGGCUCUGACCAAAGAGACCUCAGUCCUUUUCAAACCGCUGUAGAGUUGCCAUCGAGUUUUAGUGAAGUAAAUUAAUACGAAGGUGUUCGAAAAAAAUUUUUGUUUUUCUUUGAUAUUAUAUAAUUUGAUCAUCUGAAUAAAUUCAAAAUGUCUUACAAUAAUUUGGAACAAGCAUGCAAAGAGUCUACCCCGUCGGUCGAGCAGCCAAUGUAUCCGUCUUCACCUGAGAGCAUGAGUGAAAACAAUUAUAAUCAACCAUUAAAUCGUGAUCAGUUACAUCUUUUUGAUGCUGACCAAAAGCAGCAAAAACAAGAUUAUCGUCAAAAAAAUACAUCAUCUCUGCAAAAAGUGGAGCAAGCUAGCACGGAAGAAAAAACUCGGAAACGAAGAGUACGGACAGCAUUCACUACUGAGCAACUCAAUGAGCUGGAGAAGGUGUUCUGUGACAAUAAUUACGUAUGUCGACCAACGAGAAUCAGCACUGCAUCUCGAUUAAACCUCAGUGAAAAACAGGUGAAGGUUUGGUUUCAGAAUCGACGAAUGAAGGCAAAGCACGAAAAAUCGAAAAUUGCAGCUACCAACGGCAAGAAAAUUUUAUAUCCUUCGAAAGUAAAAUUAAGUCAGUUCGUUGCCACAGAUGCCAUAAAGGGUGGAAGAGUAAACACAUCCGGAUUAAGUGCCACCGUACAUUAUCAUCAGUUACCACCAAAUCAAGAUAUGAAUGCCAAAAACGACGGUAACUGUUGUAGAAAUGAAAUCAACGACCGAACAGCAUACAGUGGAAGUAUGCCUAAUGGCAACAUUUACAACGAUUCUCCUGACGUUAAAAUAUACAAUAACAAUAAUUAUUAUUAUCAAGCGGUCGAUGGGUUCAAUAAUAAUUGUACUAAUAAUUAUAACUUUGGUUAUUAUGUAAACCCUAACGAAUUCGCAAAUUAUGACUGCAAACAGUACAAUGCUACUACUGAAUAUCCGGCUAACAAUAGUAAUUUGUACGAAGUAGCUCAGACCGCAGAUCAAACUAUUAACUCUUUUGAAGAUAUCAUACCAUCGAUUGAGUUCAACAACGAAAUCGAUGGGUUCAAUUUUUUAAGCACCGCCCUCAAUGCCUUUUAAUUUCAAUAAAUAAUAAGAUUUAACAGUUGUAGUUGUGUAUUAAGGCUGAUAUUUUUGACUUUUUAAGUCAUAUAAAAUAGGGAUCAUGUAAAUAAUGAUCAAGUAUUUGAUUCAUGCGUGAUAAGUGUGAAAACUCAGUGGAUAAAUUAUAAUUAACUAAUUAGUGAAGAUGUAAAAUACUAAAUUUAAUUUAAUAUCUAAUAAUAUAUUACAAAUACUAUUGAUUAUUUAGUAUGCAGUUUUUUAUACUUUUUAAAAUUACUUAUUGGAAUAUUUAUAUUAAUUAAUUUUUCU